Gregarina niphandrodes is the source of this 762-nucleotide messenger RNA. Its product is annotated as AT hook motif protein. Bases 1 to 762 code for a protein of 253 amino acids. The record is from RefSeq and is a predicted model, not a curated record. Gene Ontology annotation, molecular function: DNA binding. Gene Ontology annotation, biological process: regulation of DNA-templated transcription. NCBI's taxonomy places the organism in Eukaryota, Apicomplexa, Conoidasida, Eugregarinorida, Gregarinidae. The transcript has a single exon.
AUGUCGGAGGUAGUAGUGAAGAGGGGUCGCGGAAGGCCUCGGAAACAUCCCCCGGAUGUUACCGUGGUGAAGAGGCCGAGGGGACGGCCUCGAAAAUAUCCGAUUGACGUGCCGGUGAUAAAGAGGGGACGCGGGCGGCCGCGGAUAAGGCCGUUACCGGACCCGAAUGCAAUAAAGCGGGGGCCAGGACGGCCGCGGAAAACGCCGGCCCUGUUGAUGGCAGAUGUGGACAACAUCAUUCUCGCCCCGCCUACCGAGGACUUGGUGCCCGACCAGCGGCCGUUUGACAGGCGCUUCGAAGACGCAGAUGCGGGCCAAUACUUCCAGGAUGACGCCACGGAAGAAGACCCCUACGACGACGGAGGCGACACCUACCAGCGCCACCAGUUGAAAAUCGCUGAAGAUAUAGUCCGCCGAAAGCUGGACGAACAGAGGGGCCCCUUCCGCUUAGACACGCCCACCCUCCUCACGCGCAACGUCGCUGCCACCGCCGCCGACGAUGUCGGCCCGCCCCCCUUCCAGCCCGUCCUGACCGAGCGCGCGAGUGCUCUCAUGAAGGAAGAGCCAGAAGCCACGAGCGGCUCGGGGCCAGAGGACCUAGCGCCGCCGCAGCCAUCAGCGUCCGGCGUGAAGCAAGAGGCAGCGCUGCAACAUAGACAUUUCCUGUUUGGCGAAGAGGCGAUGAAAAAUAUGAACCCCAUUGUCUUGUCCGCCCUCACCGCUUUCGAGGACGAGAUGGUGAAAACCAUGGCCCCUAUAUAA